AUGGAUCCACGGCCAGCGUUUGCCAAACCUGGAUCAAAGAGUCCUUGGAACUGGGUGUGUAGAAUCGUGGUGGCUGUCUUGCUUGUAGCCAGUGCGGGUGUUGGACUGGUGAUAUCCUUGGUCCCCUUGCUGGAUCAUGGAUCCACAUUGAGAGCCAGCGCGCAGCAUGAGGGAGCUUUAGCUACAUCAAGCAGCGGCGGGUUUCGCGAUUCGCACCGCACGCUAGAGAAAAGGAAGCUGCAAGUCUUGGGGGUCAACGCGGACGAGUCGGCGGGUGGAGGCCUGUUGAAGCAGUACACGAGCUUCGCCAAGUACGCGUUGGAAAGCUCGAACUCCUCUGACCCUCUCCCCCUCCCUCUGGUGGCUCCAAUCGGGGAGAGAUCCUUGCUGUCCAUCCCACUCAUCACCAUCAUUGGAGUGCAGAAGGGAGGCACCACGAACUUGCGGAGGAACCUCUUGACGCACCCGUUGGUGACGGGCAUGCCGAACGAGGUGCACUUCUUCGACCAAGACCCCGACAUCUACCCGAAGCUUGGUCACUGGCAGGGAGACGGGCGAGAGAAAGAGCUAAGCCCUGGAGCGAUUGGUCGGAUCCUUUCCGAGUACGCCAAGACUUGCCUAGAAGAGGGAAAGCCGAAAAAGAAACCGGCGUGGCACAAGAACGUGGCCGCCAUGAGCAGCGGGGUCAUCGUUGAGUCCAGUCCCCGGUACAUACUGUCCCCGAUCGCGCCCUACCGGAUGAGGAUGGUUCUUCCUCGUGCCAAGCUGGUCGUCGUUCUGAGGGAUCCCACAGACAGAUAUUUUUCUCAACUGCGGAUGGUCAUGUGCAAGACGGAGCCCGACCCAGGCUACAUGUCGCUGGAGGAACAGAUCAGCACGCACUUCCACCCCCCGGGGCAGGCGAAAGGGUACAUCAAGCGAGCGGAGGCGGCGUACAACCCGUAUGGGGAGCGCUGCCGCGGAGAGAACGCUACCUCCGCGGACCUUUGGAACUGUUUCAAGGCCAUGGCAACUCACAAUCCUCUCCACAGGGGACUGUACGCGGACCAGCUAGAACGGUGGUUCCGGGUUUACGACAAAUCACAGAUCUUGGUGAUCGAUUCGGCCGAGAUGUUUGUGAACUUCACCGAAACGGUGGCAGUAGUGGCGGAGUGGGCGGGUCUGCCGGAGCAUGAGUUCGAGUACGACAAGCACGAAUUCAAAGGAGCCUGCCGGGACAAGAUUCGAUAUCACAAUCAACCCGAUUUCUUCGCGGACGGUGGACGGUACGUCGGAAAAAAAAAACGUGCAUGUUUGUUGUCUGUGGAUUGA
Ectocarpus siliculosus is the source of this 1311-nucleotide messenger RNA. The record is from the annotation of a GenBank genome assembly. Lineage: Eukaryota; Phaeophyceae; Ectocarpales; Ectocarpaceae.